GUAACCGGCGUUGGCGCCUGGUCACUCCAAGCGCGUCAACUGGCUUCCGAUCCUGGCGCGCCCCCAACCUUUGAACGGGGACUAAAAUCUGCCCGCGUGUUAAGAUUGCAAGAGGCAGGCGGCCGUUGAGCAAGCUGGCUUCCAGCGCCUCGGUUCUCCUUUAGCGCCUGGGUUUCCGUUGCAAGGGACCAGGCGCGCAAAGGCUCCGCCCGCGGCCGCCUUGCCUUGCUUUCUCCUCCCGAGAGCGGCUGGCUUCGUCGGGAGGAGGAGCCCCGCCGAUGACGACGACGGACCAGGCCUCUUAGUCGUGCGAAGGGGGGACGGGGCGGCCUGGAGCUGCAUAGCCGCCGUCCGCAUGGAUCGGGGCCGGGCGCCGUAUUGCUUGCGCUGGAGGAAGUGUCGUCGGCGAUGGGCGCAGCCCCGCGGCUUAAACACUGAAGGUAGCCUGGCUAGCAGGAGCAGACCCAACAUACCGUAUAUGGACCCUUGGAUUGUGACUCUUCUGUUGAAGUACAAAGCAUCCGUAAUCAAAACAGAUGGACAGCUUGGACAUGUUUUGAAGGUUUUGAAUGAGCCAGGGGUUCACAAAGAUGCUGAGCAGGAUCCAGAAACAACUCUACUUAUUGGAGAUGGACGUCAUUACAUUAAAGUGGUGGUUGCAGGCAAAGCUGUUGAAAUGACAAAACAAUCUAUGGCUCAGUCUGGAUUUUCUGCUGUUAUUGGCCGGUUCAUCUUAUUGCAGAAAUAUACAGUCAUUUUUAAAAAUGCAGCUAAAGUGGAAGAUUGUCGAUUUUAUCUCACCCUUGAAUGUUUCCGGGUCAUGCCUAUGAAGAGAGAGGAGAAGACUCUGCAAAAUUGCAACCGGGUGAUGUCAGUCCUGCGAAAGAUAAGAGAACUAUGGCAGAAAAGUUUUGCCAUGCAGCUAUGGUUCAACUCAGAACAAAAAUCACAAUCGGUUUCCCAAGUCUUGAAAGAGAUAAACCAGGAUCAGCUGAACAUUCUGAAACAAAAUGCUAAGGAUUGUCUCAACUUAUUAGGCCCCCCAAAACUGUUGGAUUCUGAGCAACUGGCCGUGUAUCCUGACACUAAAUGGCAACUGGAACGGAAGCAAAAUAAGAUGAACCAAGACAUCUUCACAGUUCCAGCUAAGUAUCUGGUGAUCAGUGCAGAAAAUGAGGCAGCACUUUCCCAGUCCUACAUACCAAAUAACCCUCAGGUUUUUCCUGGAGGAGAUGUAGACACUGAAGAUGAUCGCAGUACUGUAUCUUUUUCCAGUGCAGAUUCUGCAAGUUUGGAUGGAUGCUUAGAAAAUCCCUGGGAUGCAGUCCCAGGAAUAAUCUUGAGCUCUUCCAGCGAUUCUUCUGGCAUAUCCCCUGGACUUCCCCAGAUGCAGCAGAUGCUCUUGGCCAGUCCUGCUGAAGAAGCAAGUCCAGACUCCAACACUUGCAUCUCACAUUUUCCGGAACCUUGUGAAAAUACGCCUCACUCUAGCUCUGAGCACGCUGCACCCGCAAAGUUUCCAUCACUGUUUCAUUUUCAGAACAGGGAAUUUCUGCACGAAACGGCCAGUCCGAAAUCUGACCUGAUUACGCCAACUACGUCAGGCCAGGCCAGCAAACUUGCAGACAGCGUUCCUUGCAGUCAGCCGUUAAAUAAAUCCUGUCUUCAUAAUUCCGUGCUUUCUUUUUCUUCUGUUGGUCAUUCCAAGGAGGGCGACUUGUCCUCUGAGCCGGUGUCUGAAAAUAGGAAGGAUCUAUUCCUUGCCGAUGGGGCCCAGGAGAGGACAGCUAGAUGGAAACACCGUGAAACUGAGACAUACGUGUCAGCUAAAAGGAAGCAAGGGCCAAGUGAAGAAGAAUCUUCUGAGACUUCUUCUCCAACUUGUAGUAGUAAUCUGGAAGCUGUAGGGCACUGCUCUACUGAGACCGUUACAAAAUCUAGUAAUCCAAGCAGGAAACACGUAAAUCGCUAUCUUCCCUUGGACUUUGAAAGCAUCCCCAAGAAAAGACGGCUGGAGGAGAUUCAGGAUCAGCAGGAACCUGUAUUUGCCCAUUGCAGUUACACAGAGAGGUUUCUGGAAGAAAGAAGCGAGCAGGUACCAAGAGGGGUCAUCACAAGGAAAUCAAAGCAAAUUGUUCAGCAAAAGGAGAACGCGAAAGGAGACAAUUGUCAUUUUAUACCCAACCCACCUACACCUGAGCUCUGCUCUCAAGUGCAGUCUGUAAGGAUCUCAGGAGCAUUGCUGGAAUGGGCACGCUGGGUUUGGAACAACCCGGAGAAGCAAUAAACUUCCUUAUGAUACUUUGAUCUCAGGUUGAAUUACCUAGACACUUUUGCUACGGUUAAGCUGUUUGGGGUUUUUUUAUUCUGUUUUCCUGAAGAUGGAUAUGUUGGUUUGAUUGCACGUCUGGGGGGGGGGGGAAGGAACCCAUCACCUUUUCAUCUGUUGUUUGGACGUCUCGAGCAAAGAUUGCUUUGAUUUUUGAUACAAAGAUGUGCCACUUGCUCAUGACAGAAUGACAGUGCCAUAAGACAUAAUGCUCCUAUUCAUAUAAAGUUAUAAGUGGGACUCAGCUAUAAAUGCACACUUGUUUGUAUACUUUUGUUUGUAACUUGUUAAAAUAAACUGGUAUCCAUUACAGCUUGCCUUGUAUGUCAUAAUUAUAAAGAGUUAUUUUUAAAUAGGGGGAAGCAGUUUUUUUUACAGUUGGUUGUAAAUAGAAUGCAAAGAAAUUUGGUCUUUAAAAGUUGACAUACGGAAAUUACAGUUCCUAAGCUAGUGAGUCCUGGGGCGUGCAAAAAAACUGUAAUUUUAUCUGCAAUGAGGGAUUUAAGGAGCAUAUCCCUUUUUGAAGGUAGAGAAUCUGUAUCCCACAUACCUUUAUAGCUGGUCCAGGAAUUCCUCAAAUUAUUUUAUUCACUUUGCUCCCUUAAGAGACUUUAGACAGUAGAAGUAUAUUCUCUGUUUAAAUGUUACGUGUUGCACAAUUUACUUGUGCUUUAGAAUUUCAGGAGUUUGCAAAGAGUAAAUCCAUAAGCAAUAGCACAUACCGUAGCUACAACCACAUAGUGGUUUUAAUGCAGUUAAGAAUACAAAAUUUCAUUUAUGGGUACAAUUCCAGUCUGGUUUGUUUGCAGUGAAUGAGAUGCCACUUAAGCCUGCAAUCAUAUGAAGACAAAUACUAUCUCUGUUGUUAUUCUCCAGUCGCAGGAUUUAUAUCUUUACAUUUCUAAAGAGGGAAGUUCCCUUACAGGUUAUGCCUUAUACUCUUGAGUCUGUUUUAUCUCUUUUAGAACAUUAAGAAAUGCAUAUAAUUGCUUCUUGUAGCUUUCAUGGUUCAGAGUUCUAUAAAGAACUUCGUUCACAGUCAACUGUCACUUUCAUUAGAUAACUAUGCAGCAAAGCAAAAUCAAAUUUGUAGAGUAUUUCAGGAGAAAGAUAUAUGUUAUGGGUCAUUAAGGUAACUGUGGCAUCAAGAAAGACCAUAUAGAAGAAGGUGAACAUUCAUUAUUGUGAUAGAAAUACGUCUAAUGAAGUGCUACACCAAUUAAAUAUUUCUUGCUUUAAGCGAUGAAUGGUUUUCUACAACAGUAUAUAUUUGUAAAAAUGCCAUAAAGGUAAUAAACAAUGGUAUGCCAACAUCAAUAUGAAUUAAAAUGCUUAUUUUUAA
Messenger RNA from Crotalus tigris (Tiger rattlesnake), 3671 nucleotides. RefSeq lists its product as uncharacterized. Lineage: Eukaryota; Metazoa; Chordata; Lepidosauria; Squamata; Viperidae. The record is from RefSeq and is a predicted model, not a curated record. Gene Ontology annotation, biological process: telomere capping; telomere maintenance via telomerase. The transcript is spliced from 14 exons. Gene Ontology annotation, molecular function: telomeric repeat DNA binding. The coding region runs from base 356 to 2287 and encodes 643 amino acids. Gene Ontology annotation, cellular component: telomerase holoenzyme complex; chromosome, telomeric region; shelterin complex.